Leucoraja erinaceus (little skate) is the source of this 6556-nucleotide messenger RNA. RefSeq names its product diacylglycerol kinase, eta (gene dgkh). Bases 135 to 3851 code for a protein of 1238 amino acids. The transcript is spliced from 31 exons. The record is from RefSeq and is a predicted model, not a curated record. Gene Ontology annotation, biological process: lipid phosphorylation; intracellular signal transduction; diacylglycerol metabolic process. NCBI's taxonomy places the organism in Eukaryota, Metazoa, Chordata, Chondrichthyes, Rajiformes, Rajidae. Gene Ontology annotation, molecular function: protein binding; ATP-dependent diacylglycerol kinase activity.
GCAUGAUUAGUGAAAGCGAGAGAGAAGGAAGAGAUAAGGCAAAGUGACUUAAAGUGGGUGGGGACGGCGUCUUGAUCAAACAAACAGCAAUCGUACAGUCCCUGAGAGAAGCCCGCCUGGGACUGCUGCCGAGUAUGGAGGAGUUGUAUCCCUCUUACAGCCGGAGCCCUGUCUGGGAAGAGAUGGAAUCGGAAAAGGCGGCGGCGGGGGCAAUGGCGGGCCUGGGGCCGGGGGCUCAACACCAGGCGCACGGGGUCAGCUCGGGAGCUGCGGCGGCUGGAGACGAGUCGUCCGAUAGCGAUGGAGAACACGAGGGGCCGCAGAAACUCAUCAGGAAAGUCUCCACUUCGGGACAGAUACGCAGCAAGACGAGCAUAAAAGAAGGAUUUUUACUGAAGCAAACCAGCUCAUUUCAACGAUGGAAAAGAAGAUACUUCAAAUUACGGGGACGGACUCUUUACUAUGCCAAGGAUUCGAAGUCCCUUAUAUUUGAUGAAGUGGAUCUGUCGGAUGCAAGUGUCGCUGAAUCAAGCACAAAAAACGUUAACAACAGCUUCACGGUAAUUACACCAUUCAGAAGACUAAUUCUUUGUGCUGAGAAUAGAAAGGAGAUGGAAGACUGGAUCUCUUCAUUAAAAUCAGUACAGAGUAGAGAGCACUACGAGACGGCACAGUUUAAUGUGGAACAUUUCUCAGGGAUGCAUAACUGGUAUGCCUGCUCCCAUGCUCGCCCUACAUUCUGCAACGUUUGUCGAGAAAGCCUGUCUGGUGUCACCUCUCAUGGACUCUCCUGUGAAGUUUGUAAGUUCAAGGCCCACAAGAGGUGUGCUGUGAGAGCAAUCAACAAUUGCAAGUGGACAACGCUGGCUUCAAUAGGGAAAGAUAUCAUUGAGGAUGAGGAUGGGAUUGCCAUGCCUCAUCAGUGGCUCGAAGGUAACCUGCCUGUUAGUGCCAAGUGUGCCGUGUGUGACAAGACAUGUGGCAGCGUACUCCGCCUGCAGGACUGGAGAUGCCUCUGGUGCAAAGCCAUGGUGCACACUGCCUGCAAAGAACUGUAUCCUCGAAAAUGUCCUCUGGGCCAGUGCAAAGUGUCCAUCAUUCCUCCCACUGCAUUGAAUAGCAUUGAUUCUGAUGGGUUUUGGAAAGCCAGCUGCCCGCCUUCUUGCGCCAGUCCACUUUUAGUCUUUGUCAACUCUAAGAGUGGGGACAAUCAGGGAGUCAAGUUCCUACGAAGAUUCAAGCAGUUGUUAAAUCCAGCUCAGGUGUUUGAUCUCAUGAAUGGAGGACCUCAUCUUGGAUUACGAUUGUUUCAAAAAUUUGAUACUUUCCGUAUUUUAGUUUGUGGAGGAGAUGGAAGUGUUGGAUGGGUGCUAUCUGAGAUUGAUAAGUUAAACCUGCACAAACAGUGUCAGCUCGGAGUUCUACCAUUGGGAACAGGAAAUGAUCUGGCACGGGUCCUUGGCUGGGGAGGGUCAUGUGAUGAUGACACACAGCUCCCCCAGAUCCUUGAAAAAUUGGAACGGGCCAGCACCAAAAUGUUAGACAGAUGGAGCAUUAUGACGUAUGAGAUAAAAAUACCACCAAAACAUUCCUUGGCAGUGACCCCAGAGGAGGAUGCUGAGGAAUCCCAAUUUCAGAUAUCAGCGUAUGAGGAUUCUGUUGCUGCUCACCUAACCAAGAUCCUCAACUCUGACCAGCACUCAGUCGUAAUAUCUUCUGCCAAAAUUCUGUGUGAAACUGUGAAGGACUUUGUUGCCAAAGUUGGUAAAUCGUACGAAAAGGCCAAUGAAAAUACAGAAGAGAGUGAAACACUGGCGAAUAAAUGUUCGGCGCUGAAUGAGAAGCUGGACUCUCUGCUGCUGACCCUCAGUGACGAAUCCCAAGCCACCAAAAGCCACCAUUGCACAACACCACCUAUUGUGGAGGAGGAAGGUGAAGAAGAAGAGUCCAGUGAAGAAUCCUUAUUCGUGGAGCACAUACCACCGAGGUCUUCCACCCCGAAAUUCAAGUCAAGGGAGCAACUUAUGCUUCGGGCAAACAGCCUAAAAAAGGCAGUGAGACAGAUCAUCGAACAAGCAGAGAAAGUUGUGGAUGAACAGAAUGCUCACACGCAAGAACAGACUGAAGUUGAACUGAAAAAGAACAUUGAGGAGGACUUGAAGGAGGAGGAAAAGGAAGAAGAUGAGACUAAGGAUACCGACAUACAGAGCACUUUCCGGCCUGCUCAGAGAUCCCCUCCAGAGAGACGAAUCCAUCGCACCACCACUUCCUACACUGGUCCAUUUACAACCUCGCCAUUAUCUGCUAGCAAGGAAAAUCUCCCGGUGCUGAAUACUAGAAUCAUCUGCCCAGGUUUACGAGCUGGACUUGCUGCCUCAAUUGCUGGAAGCUCAAUCAUCAGCAAAAUGUUGCUGGCAAACAUCGACCCUUUUGGAGCAACACCGUUCAUUGAUCCUGAUCCAGACUCUCUGGAAGGCUACGCUGAGAAAUGUGUUAUGAACAAUUAUUUUGGAAUUGGAUUAGAUGCCAAAAUCUCCUUGGAAUUUAACAACAAGCGUGAGGAGCACCCUGAGAAAUGCAGAAGUCGGACAAAGAAUAUGAUGUGGUAUGGCGUGCUUGGUACCAAGGAAUUGCUACAGCGAACCUAUAAGAACUUAGAACAGAAGGUGCAACUUGAGUGUGAUGGACAAUACAUUCCUCUACCCAGUCUCCAAGGCAUUGCUGUAUUAAACAUUCCAAGCUAUGCUGGUGGAACUAACUUUUGGGGCGGAACAAAAGAAGAUGAUAUCUUUGGCGCUCCUUCAUUUGAUGACAAGAUCUUGGAAGUCGUGGCUGUAUUUGGAAGUAUGCAAAUGGCAGUAUCAAGAGUCAUCAAGCUUCAGCACCACAGAAUAGCUCAGUGUCGGUCUGUGAAGAUCACCAUUCUGGGAGAUGAGGGUGUGCCAGUACAGGUAGAUGGAGAGGCGUGGAUCCAGCCACCUGGGGUCAUCAAAAUCGUGCACAAAAACAGAGCGCAGAUGCUGACAAGAGACCGAGCAUUCGAGAAUACUUUGAAAUCCUGGGAAGACAAACUGCGGUAUGACUCUUGCAGACCAGCCCUGAGACCCCAUCUGUACCCGCAGCAGUCAGUAGACCUGGCCACAGAGGAGGAGGUCACCCAACUGCAGCUCUGUGCCCAGGCAGCCGAGGAGCUAAUCACAAGAAUCUGCGAGGCAGCCAAAAUUCACAGCCUCCUGGAGCAGGAACUGGCACAUGCUGUCAAUGCAAGCUCUCAUGCGCUAAAUAAAACGCAUCCAAAGUUCCCAGAGAAUCUUACCAGGAACACAGCAAUUGAGAUUGCUAGUAACGUGAAAGCCCUACAUAAUGAAACAGAAUCAUUGCUCGUUGGAAGAGUUCCUCUGCAACUCGACUCGCCUCAGGAAGAGCAGUUGUCUACAGCGUUGAAUCUUGUGGACAUUGAACUGCAAAAACUUGCAGAAAUUCCAUGGCUUUACCAUGUGCUGCAGCCAACAGCUGAAGAGGACCAUUCAUUGGAAUUUGCCAAAAGAAACAGUCGAAGUGCUAUGUUCCGAAUUGUGCCAAAGUUUAAGAAAGAAAAAACCCAAAGGCAUAAGGCGGCCCCUCAACCAGUUCAGAAAUGGGGCACAGAUGAAGUUGCUUCUUGGCUGGAGCUGCUCAGCUUGGGAGAAUACAAAGAACGCUUCAUCCGUCAUGACAUCCGAGGUUCUGAGCUAUUGCACCUGGAAAGGCGUGAUCUGAAGGAUCUGGGGAUAAUGAAAGUGGGCCACAUGAAGCGAAUUCUCCAGGGAAUUAAGGAUCUUGGCAAAAACAUUUCCAUGCCAGAGGUGUAGCUGUUCCGGUGCUAUUUCAGAAAAUAGGGGAGCGCUGUUUGGACUUCACUUACAAGUCCCACAGUUGUAUGACUUUCUGCUGCCUUUACGCUCAGCAGGAUUUAUAACCUCACAGCUGUCACGGGGUGCAAUGUUCAAGCGUUUGCUUCGAUUAAUGUGUUCUUUUCUAACCUUAAACUGUUAUGAAUUAAUUUGAGGGUUGUGUGCCAAUGCAAUUAACCCUCCACAGCCAUUUUAGAUUGUUAACAUGACAAGUCCUAUUAUGCAUUGGUAAACUUGCGUAACCCUUCUGGAUUCAAGGAUGCUGCAAAAUGGCAACUACAGGUGCAUAAUAUUUCAGGACUUCCUUCCGCGAGGGCCGUAGAUCCAAAAAUGGCUUGUUUUUGUUUUCGCUUUACAUAUCGAUUUAAUGCAGACAAUUGCCUUUAAUUUCUUUAGAAGGCAGUAUUGAUUUGUAUCCUAUACGUUUUUUUGGAGUGGACUUGUUAUCAGUAUUUCUUGUCCUAUGAAUAUGGUCUGUGGAACAUAUCACUUGAUGGCCAAGGAGUUUAAUUUAGACUGAAGCAGGAAACACAUGCAGUGUAGCAUGCAUGUAAAUUCUCCCGCAUGGUGUGCCUGCUUGAACUCUUUCUAGGAUUGCAUGAUAUAUGCCUAAUGCUUUUUAAAAGAGAAACACUUGAACAAGUUUUAUAUUUGUUUAAUAGUCCGUAACUUAUUACUACUGAAGUGUUUGUGAAUGAAAAGUUGUUUCUGCUGCUCUGUGUUAAACUUUGCAUGAGCACAUUUCUUUGACAAGGACUGGUUCAUAGGAGUUAUGCCGCCUUAUUCAGACACUGGCAGACAACCCGCUUGCUCGUUUGCGGGUAAUUCAGUGACUGUAUGAUUAAUGAUGAACAGGAGUGUUGGUGACAGGGUAGUACUCAUCACAAUUAUCUCUGUGAUGGAUGUAUUUUUUACAUUAUGUGAGUUUGUGAAUGAGUAUGUAUGCACAUGUGUGUGUACACAAGUGUGUAAAAGUUCACUGGCAAUACAUAAUUCUGGAAUUUAAUGGGCAUGAAAAGCAAUGAUCACAUUUUUAAGCUUAGCCACACAGGCCCCUGCCCUCCCACCUCCCCCAAACACCAAGAUACCACAUUUCUGGGUGAACCACAGCUAUUUAAACUUCUGAGUUCUUUGUGAACCUCUGUUGAAUAGAAAAGAAUGGAAAUAUUUAACAAAACCACAAGGAGGCCUGAUUCAACCUGUGCGGACUUGUGCAGUUGGAAUUCCACAGCACAGGUGGUGACCACUCAGUCCAUUGUAUCUGUACUACCUCUUUGGCAGAACCAUCCAAUUGGUUCCCCUUACCUAUUUUUUUAAUUUUUUUUAAUGCAUAUUAAUUUGCCAUUUGAAAGUUGUUCUUUUAUAUCCAUCUUCUCCCGUUUCAGCUAACAUUAUUGAAUCACAGUUAGUUGAAAAGAGAAAGUUAUUUCAUCUUCCACUUUUUUGUCAAUUAUCUUAAAUCUAAAAGCAUUAGAAUAUAAUUCUAUGAAACUUACUACUGGAUCUUCAUUUUCAUCGUUGUUCUUAUUUUCAUUAUAAUUUUCAACCUUCCUGAAGAGCCAUUCAGAUAGGCACAUGGAAAUGCAGAGAAUAAAGGGGUAUGGACAUGUGCAAGCAGAUGAGAUUAGUUUAUCUUGAAAUCAUGUUCAAUGCAUACUUUGUGGGCAGAAGGGCCUGUUCCUGUACUGUACCUUUUCUUUGUUCUAUGUUUUCAAAUUCUUCCACAAAUCAAUAACACUGUACCAUUCGUCCACCUCAUUCAAAAUGUCUGUAUCAGCAGACUGCCUGCCCAAGGUCAAGUCUCCGAUGAGCCCACACAUAUGCCCGGUUAAUAUUAAAACGGCCAAAACCAUUGUUUCCAUCCGCCAACCUUGACUAUCUUCUCUAGAAGAAUGUAAUGCUUUAUAACCCCAACAUCCCAUUUGACUCUGACUUGAGUUUCUGAUUUUUCACCACAAAGACCAACAUUUUACAUCUCCAAUUUACACCUCAAUGCCAACUCCACCUCAGUUCUUUCACUGAAACCAUUUGACUUGAUUUUAUUAAAUGGCCUCCAAAAUUGUAAUUUUGUGCUAAAUUUCACUGUUUUUGCUAAAUCAACAUCUGAAAUUUAAAAUUUCCAUUCUUUUCUUUAGAUUAUUUUUUUCUAUCUUUGUAACACCCAUUGUUACCAUCAUAGCCUAGCUAUUUGAUUGAUGUCUUCUCAAUGCCCAUUCCACUCUUCCCUUUGUUCCAUCAUAAGUAACGUACCUUUUGAUGAUGGGUCUUCGACCCGAAACGUUAACAUUAUUCUUAUUCGCAUGGGUGGUUCUGACCUACUCAGUAUUUCCAGCAUUUUCUGUUUUCACUUUGGACUUUCAGCAUCUGCAGUUUUUGUUUAUAUUUAACAGUUGAGGCCCUUGCAUCUGAAAUUGUCUUCCCAAUCCUAAGCAUCAGUUUUUCUCUUACACUUCCCUGAAGCCAUUUUGUAUGUUAAUGAAAGGGCAAACAUGGUUCAGAGACACAAGCUGGACCAGAGAGAACAAGUCUUUGGUCGUUAACGUAAUCCAACUCGCAGAGUGGUCAAUUUGUUUUGCAACAAGAAUAACAAAUCCUUAUUUCAAUCUUGAUUAAUCUGCGUGAUUGCAUUGUGCGUUAACAUAUAUCGUUGACCUGCAUCACUA